Molecule: messenger RNA, 856 nt
Organism: Magnolia sinica
Lineage: Eukaryota; Viridiplantae; Streptophyta; Magnoliopsida; Magnoliales; Magnoliaceae
Product: light-harvesting complex-like protein OHP2, chloroplastic
Exons: 2
Coding region: 138-662 (174 amino acids)
Cellular component (GO): chloroplast thylakoid membrane
Source: RefSeq, a predicted model, not a curated record
AGCUUGGCUGCAGCUUAUCCACAUCUUGCUUAUGUUUUCAUUUCUCUCCAAAAUUCUCUCCAACCAACACAUUACCCAAAAAACACAGACAGAGAGAGUCUAAAAAACAGAGAAGAGGAGAGAGAAAAAGAGAGAAAAUGUCUGUAGCAUAUUCAAUUCCUUCUAUCAAAAUCUCUUCUUCUUCUUCUUCUUCUUCUCCGUCUUCUUCCUCUUCUUCAUUCAAAUUUCGCGCCAAAACUUUAAUUAUCAGGAGUUCCAAGGCAGAAGGGCCUCUCCGAAGACCUGUAGCUCCUCCUCUUAGAGAACCAUCUCCUCCUCUCAAGCCCAUCCCUCUUUCUCCUUCUCCAUCUCCAUCUCCGCCUUCGAUGACUCCUCCUCCGAAGCCAGCUGCCAUCUCGGAGGUUUCUAGCCCGGCUGUUGUUACUAUGGAGUUCCAGAGGAAGAUGGCGAAAGAGCUGCAGGACUAUUUCAAGCAGAAGAAGCUUGAAGAAGCCGACCAGGGACCCUUCUUUGGAUUCAUCGGGAAGAAUGAGAUUUCUAAUGGCAGAUGGGCAAUGUUUGGUUUCGCUGUCGGGCUGCUAACGGAGUAUGCCACAGGUUCAGAUUUUGUCGAACAGUUAAAGAUCCUUCUCUCCAAUUUUGGAAUUGCAGACCUGGAUUGAUUCACUCUCCAUCGUCGCCAUCUGUUUUUUAAUGUAAUUGUCAAAGAAUUCAAAUGUCAAUGUUUCUUUGAGCUAUUUACUGUAUCUUCUGCUAAAUCUUUGAUCAUUGAAUACUGUAUCUUCCCUGUUCGUUGAACUGUAAGAAUGCGAAAAUUCCUUCUUUUCCAUUUCAAACAUUGGAUGAAGUGUUUUAA